Messenger RNA from Closterium sp. NIES-65, 2901 nucleotides. The record is from the annotation of a GenBank genome assembly. Lineage: Eukaryota; Viridiplantae; Streptophyta; Zygnematophyceae; Desmidiales; Closteriaceae.
AUGGAUAUGCUCGUCGAAGCGACUCAUCCUGACGUCGCCACGCUGAAUCCGGAGAGCCAGCGGCACAUGCGGUUUACGGAUACGCGCGUGGACGAGCAGCAGCGGAUGAUUAGCAUUAAGGCGGUUCCGAUGUCGCUUGUGCUGGAGGAUUCGACGGGGAAAUCGUAUCUGUGCAAUGUGGUGGACACGCCCGGGCAUGUGAACUUCUCGGAUGAAAUGACGGCCGGGAUGCGCCUGGCGGACGGCGUAGUGCUGGUCGUUGACGCCGUGGAGGGAGUCAUGGUGAACACGGAGCGAGCACUGAAGCAUGCGUUGCAGCAGGGUUUGGCCAUCACCCUCUGCAUCAACAAGGUGGACCGGUUGAUAACUGAGCUCAAGCUCCCACCCCCAGACGCCUACCACAAGCUGCGCCACACUCUCGAGGAGGUCAACGCCCUCAUCGCAUCCUAUGCUCCCGCCGCCAUGGCCGCCCGAACCUCCAGCUCAGGCUCGGCAGUCGUCUCGGCAGCCAUGCCUUCCGAAGCUCCCCAGCUGGACCCGGUCCUCGGGAACGUCUGCUUCGCCUCUGCUGCUGCUGGCUGGUCUUUCACCCUCCUUUCCUUUUCCAAACUUUACACCCAAACUCACGGGGUAAAUUUCGAUCCUGAACAGCUCGCGAAGCGGCUGUGGGGUGACCUGUACUACCACCCCGACACCAGAUCCUUCCGAAGGAAGCCGCCCGCGGGUGGCGGCGAGCGGACGUUUGUGACGUUUGUCCUGGAGCCGCUGUAUAAGCUGUACUCUCAGGUGGUUGGGGAGCAUAAGAAGAGCGUAGAGGCUACUCUAGGCGAGCUAGGGGUGUCUCUCCGUCCCUCUACUUACAAAAUGAACGUGAAACCGCUGCUCAAGGCGGCUAUAGGGGCGGUUUUAGGGGGCGGCGCGGGGGGUUUGGCUGAUAUGAUCAUCCGGCAUUUGCCGUCCGCUAAGGCUGCUGCGCCGGUGAAGGUCCAGACGACGUACACUGGCCCGCUGGUGGGCAAACGGGCGGCUGCGAUGCUGUCCUGCAGCGCGAAGCGACGAGGGCCGUUGAUGGUGCAUGUGACGAAGCUGUACCCUAAGCCAGACUGCUCAGCAUUCGAUGCUCUGGGGAGAGUGAUGUGUGGGACUCUUAGGACUGGGCAGACGGUUAGGGUUUUGGGAGAGGCUUAUUCGCCUGAUGAUGAGGAGGAUAUGGCUGUGAAGGUGGUUACAAAGCUGUGGUUAUACCAGGCUAGGUACAGGGUGCCGAUUUCGUCUGCUCCGGCUGGCUCCUGGGUGCUUAUAGAGGGAGUGGACGCGUCUAUAACGAAGACAGCGACCCUCUGUGAGGAGUUUGGUCAGCAGGGGGGUUACGGAGGCGCGGAGGAUGAGGAUGAGGAGGAGGCGGGGGGGAAGAAGGCCGGAGCGGGAGCAGGGGGGCGGUGGGGAGCAGGAGGAGGUGAGGAGGAUGAAGAAGAGGAGGAUGAUGAGGACGUGUUUAUCAUCGCGCCGCUGAAAUUCAACACGGUGUCGGUUGUUAAGGUAGCCACAGAGCCGCUGAACCCAUCGGAGCUGCCCAAAAUGGUGGAGGGGCUGAGGAAGAUCAGCAAGAGCUACCCGCUGGCCGUUACACGGGUGGAGGAGUCGGGCGAACACACGGUGCUGGGCACUGGGGAGCUGUUCUUGGAUUCGGUGAUGAAGGACUUGAGAGACUUGUUCUCCGAAGUGGAAGUCAAGGUGGCGGACCCAGUGGUGUCCUUCUGUGAAACCGUUGUCGAAACUUCUUCUCUUAAGUGCUUUGCUGAGACGCCCAACAAGAAGAACAAGAUCACCAUGAUCGCAGAGCCCAUGGAGAAAGGCCUGGCAGAGGAUCUUGAGAGCGGGGCAGUGUCCCUGGACUGGCCCAAGAAGCGCAUGGCGGAGUUCUUUCAGACCAAGUACGACUGGGACCUGCUGGCCGCCCGCUCCAUCUGGGCCUUUGGCCCCGACCGACAGGGGCCCAACAUUCUGGUGAACGAUACUCUUCCCAGUGAAGUGGAUAAGAACCUAUUGGCUGCCGUCAAGGAGUCCGUCAUCCAAGGCUUCCAGUGGGGAGCGAGGGAGGGCCCUCUGUGUGAUGAGCCCAUGAGGAAUGUGCGAUUCAGGCUGUUAGACGCUCUCGUGGCACCGGACCCGCUGCAGCGGGGGGGCGGUCAGGUCAUCCCCACGUCUCGCCGUGUUGCAUAUUCUGCGUUUCUCAUGGCCUCACCUCGCCUCAUGGAACCCGUUUACUUUGUGGAGAUCCAGACCCCUGCGGACUGCAUGUCUGCCAUCUACACGGUGCUGUCGCGCCGUCGAGGUCACGUGACGGGCGAUGCUGCCAAGGCCGGCACUCCCGCCUACAUUGUCAAGGCCAUUCUCCCAGUGAUCGAGUCCUUUGGCUUUGAGACGGAUCUGCGCUAUCACACACAGGGGCAGGCCUUCUGUGUGUCGGUGUUUGACCACUGGGCCGUGGUGCCGGGGGACCCUCUCAACAAGAGCACACUGUUUCAAUUGAGCCGACUUAUAUUCAAUUUUCCCCUUCACCUGCCCUCCCUUCUUCCUGUGCUUUGUCUCCCCCAGGCCAUUCUCCCAGUGAUAGAGUCCUUUGGCUUUGAGACAGACCUACGCUAUCACACGCAGGGGCAGGCCUUCUGUGUGUCGGUGUUUGACCACUGGGCUGUGGUGCCGGGGGACCCUCUUGACAAGAGCGUCGUGCUGCACCCGCUAGAGCCGGCUCCUGCUCAGCACCUCGCGAGAGAGUUCAUGGUCAAAACUAGGCGGAGAAAGGGCAUGAGCGAGGAUGUGAGCAUCAACAAGUUCUUUGACGAUCCUAUGCUUCUGGAGCUGGCUCGGCAAGACGCCGAGUUGCAACAAAUCCUUUGA